GCGAUGUUUGGUGAAUGUCAUUUCCGGCGUCCAUCUUCGUUUCUGAUUGAACCCUGACGUUGGAAAGACCAUAAAGUAAAUCAGCAACACCAGAAAAAACUUUUAAAACAUAUGCCCAACAUUCUGGCCACCCAGAACUUCUAGCUGCCAGUGGUCUUCAAAACAUAAACUUCUUUGCUGCUACAGAAUAAGGUGUCUGGCAAUAAAUCUGCAGGGGCUGCAUGAUGUUGAACGAGAAAGGAGAUAGGAUAAACAACAACACAAGCCUUCCACCAAUUCAGCAAAAUAGACCUGCUUUGUCAUGGGAACCGAAGAUCAAGAAACGUGUGACUGUCCCCUCCUGUCUGGGCAUGUUCAGACCCGUUAUGGGUCAGUGUUGCCACCAGUGCACCCCGGACAGUCUGAACAAAAAGCUUGGCCAAAACUCUUUCCUUGGCUUCCGCAACCUGCUGAGCAUCAACGAGACACAAACCAGAUAUCGAGGCUGGCUGGUGCGCAGGGUAUGCUGCAUUUUGUAUGUGAGUGGGUGCAAGGUUUAUGGGAGUCCCGUUACCGACAGGCUGGAGAGAAUCUGUCAGAGCAACAGGGUUAGGGAGGCGCUCACAGCGGCUCAUAAAGCACCCGAGGGGGAAGACAGCCAAGGGCAGCUCAGUCUUCUCUCACCGCUCCUGUCCCUCAUUAACACCUGCAUUUCCCCCGGCCUCAUCAGAUUCAUGUCCUGGGUGAUGCUGAAGAUGUUUGCCUCUGUGUUUGGAAGUAUUCAAGUCAACAAAAAUCAUCUUCCAGCUUUACACAAAGCAACACUAGAGGGCUCUCCCCUGGUAUAUGUGUAUCUGCGUCAAAGCGACGUGGACUGCGCUCUCAUCUCUCUCGCGCUCCUCUGUCACAGCCUGAGAACGCCAUACACUGUUUGUCCUCUCCACGUCAAAAGCUCCUUCCUAAGAUCCGUCUUGGAGAAAGUAGGUGUCAUCCUGCUGCCUCCUAAUGCAGCGACCGAACUUGAAGCUGAAAUGGAUCCUCUCUACUCUGCUGUCAUGACUUCUCUGGUAUGUGAGCUGCUUCACGAGGGUCAGGCGUUAAGCGUCGGCGUGUCAGCGGCAUUUGGCCACGGCGGCCAGUGGCUGGCUCGCAUCAGGCAGCUCAUCAAAGAGGGAUCUGUCCCUGAUGUCAGCCUGGUCCCUGUGGGCAUCUCAUACGACUGUGCGGCCGACACCAACGUAAAGGAAGCUGGUUUACAGUCUGUGUUGCAGUGGCUGUCGUCGCUUCUCUGGAAGAAACCAGCAGGAAGUGUGAUGAUCCACCUUUCCCAGCCAUUUUCUCUCAAGGAGAUGUGUGAGUCGGGGCGGUGCAGAGUAGAUGAAUGGCUCCCUCUACAGGACCUGUUGCUGCCUGUUGUCCUCAACAACAGAGCUGACAGUGUGUUUGGGAAGAGACGGAUGUCGUGGCUUCUGCCUGCGUUGCAUUCUGCUCCUGAACUCGAAGAGAAGAGGCAUUCAGAUAGAGACCUCAGCGUUGCCAUCGUCCUCCACCUCAUCUUCUCGGUCGCUUCCUGCACGGCUGUGAUGUCCACCAGUCUCGUGUCCAGUCUGCUACUCUACAAACACAGCAAGGGCGUGAGUACAUCUGUCCUGUGUUGUGACGUCGCCUGGCUCCUCGAGGAGCUCUUGUUCAGGAACAGAGACGUUGGCUUUAGGGGAACUCUUCCAGAAAUCGUCCACUACUCUCUCUCCCUGCUUGCACCUCACCUCAUCAUCGCUGCGUUGCCGACAGGGAAAGACCCUCUCAUUGUCCCUCGUCCGUCCGCUGCUUCUGUUCUUCACCUCUCUGCUCUGGCCCAGAAGGUGACUCACACCUUCAUACUGGAAGCUGUGGGAGCGUGCGCGGUGUCGGCCAUGCUGUGCGAGGUGGUCUUCAGCGGCGUCAGCAGCCGAGUGAGGAGCGACGGCGUGGAGGGAGAGGAGGUCAAAGGUGACAUGGAGUUUGAUGUGGUGCUCGGUCAGUCGGAGCUGACGGAGAAAGCCUUGCAGCUUUGCCAUCUCCUGCCUCCGGGCAUCAUGCCACCUUGUCAGUCGGCUCAGAGUUUUGCUCUGGAUGCUGUUGACAGUCUGGUCCGCUGUGGCAUCCUGAUCAUGGAGGAAAUUCACCGAGACGUUCACAUCUGUGAUUUCUGGAAGAGGGAAGGCACUCUGAACUGGACCGCCACCGAUGACCCAUAUCACAGCGACUCUGACUGCGAGGACCAGGACUUGCGCUCAUACAAGAUAAGUCAGCCGAAGCAGUUCCCAGAAAUGCUCUUCUUCCUCUGCAGAAUGCUAGCUGGACAUUUGAGGGCGCUGUGCUGGACCACCAACGCUCUGGACGUGAUGGACUUGCCUCUGCUUGAAGCCGAAUUUCUAUCUCAGAUACACUCCCAUCUCUGUGAAACGGCAAAUCAGAAGAAACAGCACUAUGAAAGCUGCUCAGAGGAGGCGGCACACACUGCAGUUAGAACACUAAUAGACCUCGGGGUCCUUCUGCAGACGCGUCAGACGGGAGCCAUCUUCCUCGGUGUUAGUCCUUUGUUCCAGUUGUCAGAGAACCGGGAGAAGCUGCAGCGCUUCAUCUCGCAGUACCUCUACAAUUAAUAUCAUCCACGCUGAGUCAGGCCUCUGGGGAGACUCUUUGACGCAGACCUCUGGACAUCAAGACGGGGAGAACAAUCGAUUCCUCGCUUUGAUGGGAGUUUUUUCUGGCAGCCGUUAAUGUUUGCUGUGUACAGCUGACUGUUUUUACAGUCCAGAGUGAGUGCAGCUGCUUUUCACCCUCAAAUCAGGAACAAACCGCAGCUCCGAGUGACGGUGCAACUUUACCGCCACCCGGUGGCACUUCUGAGGAUCUACAACCUGACAAAUUAAGCUUUAAAUGUAGUAAAUUUCUUCUUUAAUGUUUAAACCUUUUUGCAGUUUUUACAAAUGAUCAAGAAGAGACUUGAUUUAUGUUUGACAUUUGAAGUUAAUUCAGUUCACAAUAUGAAGAAUCUUUUACAUUUAUUGGUGAUAUAUUUUCAACACUUUGUUCUUUUAUAGCUAGGAAAUAUUGGUUCAGAUCCACUUUUUAAAAAUUACAUAAGCACCCCCACAUUUAAAUCAGGCAACAAAAUAUCUGCUGGCUGUUCAGAAAAUGCUAUCUGAAUAGAAAGUUCAGUGGAAGGAAAAAUUGUGGUAGAAAAAGGUGCAUAAAUUUCAGACAGAACCAAAGCAAAAUUAAUUAAGCGUUCAGAGAAAGUUUCUGUUUAAGACAACUGUACAGAAAUUAAAUUUAAGAUUUUUGGCUGAUAUUUCUUCACUGAAAAUGUAUUUCUGUCACAAUAGUCAGGAUGGUUGUAGGACUUAUAUCUAAUAUUUAAUUGAAUAAUAAAACUCAGAAAUGUCAAAAAAAAAAUCCAGAAAAUGUGAGAUUAAUCUCAAAAUUUCUGACUUCUGAAACUCAGAAAUGUAUAAUUUUUUUUUGGUGGAAAUGUACUAUUCCUUUUUUCUAUCUAGAAAGGCCCUAAUAGGCUGUGGUAAAGCUGUGAUUUAUUAAAUCACUCAGAGUUAAGGAGCUUCAAAGUAAAAACAUAGAAUAUUUUUGGAAAUGCCCUCAGAUUUCCCUUUACUAGACAGUAAACUGAUCAAUUGUGUUAUAUCUGGUCAAUUAUCCAGCUGGACUGAAAAAACAGAACAAAUACACGUUACUAAUACUACAGCCAACAAAAGUGCCAUGAGAAACAAUUGGUGAAAGGAGGAACUACUUCUUCAAAAUGGCUGGACGUAAAACACAAACUUUAUGUAAUAAAGAAAAAUGUGAACUGGAAAAAAAUUAAACAUUUUCUUAGUAAUUCACCACAUUAUAUAAUUGUUGUAUUAUAUACACUGUAUAUUUUUAAUCUCGACCCAAAACAUUAUAGAUUUUUUCUGUGUCCUCUGCUUGUGUUUCAUUUAUUGUAGUUUGAAAUGCAAAUGCUCAAUAGAAAUAAAGUUAAAAUAUUACAAAUCAAACUGAAGAGCAGCUGGAAGUAAUAAAACCCAAUUAUUAAUGAUUGUCUGACAGCUGCAAACACUCAUAAGAAGCUCAUAUUAAACCAUCUGUAAUGUUUCACUAGCUGUAAAAAAAAAAAUUAAACUGGGACACUGAGCAACAAUUAAACCAUUCAUAAAUAUUCUCUUAA
Molecule: messenger RNA, 4186 nt
Organism: Xiphophorus couchianus (Monterrey platyfish)
Lineage: Eukaryota; Metazoa; Chordata; Actinopteri; Cyprinodontiformes; Poeciliidae
Gene: gpat2
Product: glycerol-3-phosphate acyltransferase 2, mitochondrial
Exons: 25
Coding region: 222-2624 (800 amino acids)
Biological process (GO): fatty acid metabolic process; triglyceride biosynthetic process; glycerol-3-phosphate metabolic process
Cellular component (GO): mitochondrial membrane
Molecular function (GO): glycerol-3-phosphate O-acyltransferase activity
Source: RefSeq, a predicted model, not a curated record